Molecule: messenger RNA, 1022 nt
Organism: Scophthalmus maximus (turbot)
Lineage: Eukaryota; Metazoa; Chordata; Actinopteri; Pleuronectiformes; Scophthalmidae
Gene: mrps18b
Product: mitochondrial ribosomal protein S18B
Exons: 7
Coding region: 171-911 (246 amino acids)
Biological process (GO): mitochondrial translation
Cellular component (GO): mitochondrion; ribosome
Molecular function (GO): structural constituent of ribosome
Source: RefSeq, a predicted model, not a curated record
UCUCGUAUAGUAGAAAAGACCAUUCUGAUCCACACUCCAUUUCAGAAGGUGGCGGUAAUGCGCAUCUAAAAGUUGUUUGCCAACCGUCAUAAAAAAAGAAAAAGAAGAAGAAGAAGCUACCGCGUCACUUGACCCUUUACCUUUACCGUGCAGCCCCACAUGACCGCAAAAUGGCGGCUUCUAUUCAAGGCGUCGCAAUGGUUUUGUGCAGGCUAUCGCCUUCCAUUUUUCACCCACUACGACAUUAUAAGUUGUUUUUACAGAGACUACCUGGGACACAAUACAUGUGCCCCUCUCCAUUCACAAGCCCCAAUAACUCUUUCUGCAAAGCGACAUCACUCUUGACUAAGGACACUUUUCAGGCUGCUGAGGCUCUCUCCAGCUACAAGGACAGACCCUGGGAUUACCUGGAUAGUGAAGAGUACAUUGAGAGGUAUGGAACCAAUCCAGUGUGGGCAGGGUACAGGAGGAACCACAAAGGAGGCAUUCCCCCACAGAAGACACGCAAGACCUGCAUUAGAGGAGACAAGAUAUGUGGAAACCCUUGUCCAAUUUGUCGGGAUCCAAAGACUAUUAUCCAUCAUCAGAAUGUGAAGUUAUUGCAGCAGUUCAUUAGUCCCCACACUGGAAUGGUGUAUGAUCCCACUCAAACUGGUUUGUGUAUGAAACAACAGAAGAAGCUAAAUGAGGCCAUCAACACAGCACGAGAUCGCGGCCUACUAUCCUUUCAGAUACCAUAUGUGGAAUUUUCAGGAGAAGACUUCUCCAAUUCCCAUGAUGCUGUGGGGUCCACACCAUCUCCCCCAUCCCUAACCUCUGGGGACACCUGGUAUUAUUGGUACAGUGAAAUAAUGCCUGAUGAUAGAGAAGUGGCCAAAGUCAAGAAGACAUACAAGGCUUACUUAAAGUGAUUGAGACUAUACGUGAAACUUAAAAUAAAUAAACCAUGUGGUGAAAAAUGUAUUCAUUUUAUUGUUUAACUUGAGAUCUUUAACACCAUUAAAGACAUUUUUCUCAGCGUA